CCCCGACGAGCUCCUCCUCGGGAUGCGCCGCCUCUGCCGGCUGCACCCACCGCGGCGUUCAUUCAGCAUCGAUGCCCGACGGCGGCAGCAACCUCGCCGGAGAACCACGGCCCCACUUCGCAACCUCUUUAUUUUCGCUUUUAUUCUUCCCGUUUCAUCCCCCCUCUCUCUCUACUCCCUCCCACAGGAACGGGCCAUGGUCGCCUCAAGUAGGCCCCAACCGCCGCCGCCGGUCUCUACGAAGAGCUCGCGCCACCGGAUCUGCGGCCUGCGCUGUCCCCAUUCCUAGAUUCGGUGGAGUUCACCCGCCAUCCCGUGCCUGCACGCCCAAGCCGAUGCGCACCCCUCCCGCGGGACGCCGCUUUGCCCCGCCGUGCAUCCCAGCCGGGGCUCGGAGUUGGAUGGUCAAGAAAGGAGGACAUGGAGCGAGGCGUUCUUGGUGGCCGUGCACACGGGGCAGGUGUUCACAGCGGGUUCGCACACGCCGCACAGGGACAGGUGCCGGCAAUGGAGCAGCAGAACGCAGACGUCCCACGGCGACGGCGCAUGGGGGUUUACAGCAGCUGGUGCACGGAGGCCGGCAGCGAUGACCUCGUGGCUCUUAGCGACGCCAAGCCACGCCUGGCCCUCUACUGUCAUCUGUACAGUGUACACAUGCCAUGGCGGCCGCGCCAUCAAGCUCCAACACCAAGCCAAGCCACGCCUGGCCCUCUGCCGUCAUCUGGACGCAUGCCAUGGGCCAAGGUGGACACGGUCCGGGCCGGUCCGGUCCCUGACCGAGCCGCCGUUUGGACCGGCCGCCGGCGGGCCGAACCGGACCGGACCGACCAGCGCCGCGGUCCUCUUUUCAGGCACCGGACCGAUGGUGGUGAAGCUCGGGCCGGACCGAGAGGACCGCCCAUGCAGGCAUAUGGCGACGGUGAGCGGCGGUGCAUGGCGACGGCGAGCGGCGGCGCACGUCCGCAGGAGUCUAGGGGGCACGGGAAGGAGAAGGAGAGGGAAAAUAGCCGCGGGCCUCGCCCUCGCCACGCUCGGCAUGGCCGUCUCCAGGCUAGCCGAGAAGAAGCGCAUGGACACCUCGAGCGGUGCCGGCGGCGGCGUCACCAUCAGGCUCAGCGCGUUCUGGCUGGUGCCCCAGUUCUUGGUGGUGGGCGUCGGCGAGGCGUUCGAAGACCCCCGAGAGGAUGAAGUCCAUAGGCACGGGUCUGUUCCUGGCGUGGCUCUUGUUGCCUCCUGAUUCCAAAGAAAAAAACUUGUUUCCUCGUUGUUUCC
Messenger RNA from Triticum aestivum (bread wheat), 1272 nucleotides. RefSeq lists its product as uncharacterized. NCBI's taxonomy places the organism in Eukaryota, Viridiplantae, Streptophyta, Magnoliopsida, Poales, Poaceae. Bases 587 to 1237 code for a protein of 216 amino acids. The transcript has 2 exons. The record is from RefSeq and is a predicted model, not a curated record. Gene Ontology annotation, molecular function: transmembrane transporter activity. Gene Ontology annotation, cellular component: membrane. Gene Ontology annotation, biological process: transmembrane transport.